Messenger RNA from Balaenoptera acutorostrata (minke whale), 1596 nucleotides. RefSeq names its product RAB2B, member RAS oncogene family (gene RAB2B). NCBI's taxonomy places the organism in Eukaryota, Metazoa, Chordata, Mammalia, Artiodactyla, Balaenopteridae. The coding region runs from base 247 to 897 and encodes 216 amino acids. The record is from RefSeq and is a predicted model, not a curated record. Gene Ontology annotation, molecular function: GTP binding; GTPase activity. The transcript has 8 exons. Gene Ontology annotation, cellular component: Golgi apparatus.
ACUGAAAGGCUAGCUAUCGCCCCCUGGACCUUGGUGGGAUAAUGGCAGGUAGCAGUGUUACAGGCGUCCCCGGAGGUGGUAUCUGGGUAUUACCGUCGCUCCGACAGAAAGGGGAUUUCGAGGGAGAGCAAUAGAGACGUGAUCUGGGCUAGAGGGGCCGGAGGUCGAUAGAUUGAGUGGCUAGAGAGGCCGGAGGUAAGGGGCUGUAGAAGUCGGGCGGACCCGGAAUCCAGAGGAAACGGGACCAUGACUUAUGCUUAUCUCUUCAAGUACAUCAUCAUCGGGGACACAGGUGUGGGGAAGUCAUGUCUCCUCCUGCAGUUUACAGACAAGAGGUUCCAGCCUGUCCACGACCUCACAAUAGGUGUGGAGUUUGGGGCCCGUAUGGUCAACAUUGAUGGAAAACAAAUCAAACUGCAAAUCUGGGAUACGGCUGGACAAGAAUCCUUCCGUUCUAUCACCCGUUCCUACUACAGGGGAGCAGCCGGAGCACUGCUGGUGUACGACAUUACAAGGCGUGAAACCUUCAACCACCUGACCUCGUGGUUAGAGGAUGCCCGGCAGCACUCCAGCUCCAACAUGGUUAUCAUGCUGAUUGGGAAUAAGAGUGACUUAGAAUCCCGUAGAGAUGUGAAGAGAGAAGAGGGAGAGGCCUUUGCUCGGGAACAUGGACUUAUAUUCAUGGAAACGUCAGCCAAAACAGCCUGCAAUGUUGAAGAGGCCUUCAUUAACACAGCCAAAGAAAUAUAUAGGAAGAUCCAGCAGGGUUUAUUUGAUGUCCACAAUGAGGCAAAUGGCAUCAAGAUUGGCCCCCAGCAGUGUAUUUCAACAUCAGUGGGACCCAGUGCCUCCCAGCGGAGCUCUCGUGACAUGGGGUCCGACUCUGGCUGCUGCUGAACAUCUGGCCUGGACUCUUUUUUCCUUCCUGGAACAGCUUCAGAUCAAUAGGCUUAAAGAAAGAGGUCUUACUUGCUUUGGCUGAGAAAAGCCUCUUUUCAAGGUGUGAUGUUUUGCCUUUCCACUUAAAGACCAGGGGAGAAUUUGGGCCCUUAUUGACCUGUCCUUCUUCAGGGACGUGAGCAUUCCCUAUAGACUAGGGCUCUUCUCAUCCUUCUAUUUUAAUUUCUAAAAUGUUGGGAUCAAAGCUGAUUGUCAUGGUAGUUCAAAAAUAAAUUCUUUUAUAAGCAUAUACAAUCUACUCCCCACCAAGAAUUAGUAACAACGGUCUAGGACCUUCUGCUUGAGCACUUGAGAUUACUGGGAUCCGGCCGGCCUUUUGACCGUAGAUCCUCAGUCUUGGGAUUUCAUUGAAUUUUUUCACUUGCCACGUCAUAAGAUUUGUUGCAGAUAGCAGUUCCUUCUACUUGAACUGCUCAAGGAUGCUGAAUACUUCUCCAUCAUCCCAUUGCUAGUUUCUCUGUAUUAGAGUAACUACAAAAUUUUGAAAGCAGUGGAGUUGCUCCUGGACCUGUAGCCACUUACUAUCAUUACCUAGAGAAAACAUCUUUCCCUGUUCAUUUUGUUUUAGGGACCAGACCUAACAUUAGUAAGUCAGUGUCUUUGACCAAAUAGACUCCUACCGUUUCAUCACACACA